ACGAUGAAGAUUUAAACAACUGUUGCUCUUGAACGAGAGGCUUUUAUUUUAGCUUGACGUCGUGACGUCACGGAGACGGUGCGUGCUGCGUGCGCUGACGAAAGAUUUGGAUCUCCACAGCACAUGUGAUCAACAUCUGGAGUAAAGCUCAUCCCACAUUCGAAGUGAAGCUCCUCCCACCUGAAAUGAAGCCCCUCCCACAGCUGAAGUGAAGCUCCUCCCACAGCCAGAGUGAAGCUGAGGAGGCCAACAGGCAGAAAUCACUGUAAACCAUUGAAGGAUGGAGUUUGUCCGAGUGGUGAUUGGAGACGUGAGUGAUCCAGAACCAUUCACGAUAUUAAAGGAGGACCCCGAGGAACAAAAAGACCCGGUGGAGGUGAAAGAGGAAAGUCAAGAGCUGAAUGAAGUGGAGGAAGAACCUUGUGCGAUCAUAAACAGCUCAGAGACUGGAAAUAAAGGCACGCAGAAAACAGCACUGGUCUGUCCUCACUGCGGAAAGACUUUCAGACAGAGAGGUCAUCUUGAGGAUCACAUCAGGACUCACACCGGAGAGAAGCCUUACGCCUGCCUCCAGUGCGGGAAGAGCUUCACACACAAGGGAAACCUGAAGGAUCACAUGAGGAUUCACUCGGGAGAGAGACGCUUCUCCUGUCAGCACUGCGGGAAGAGGUUCACACAUAAAGCCAACCUCACGGAUCACAUCCGGAUCCACACGGGAGAGAAGCCGUUCUCCUGCGAUCAGUGCGGGAAGAGCUUCACACACGCCACCAGUCUGAAGACUCACCUGCUGUCUCACUCCGGAGAGCGGCCCUUCAGCUGCCAUCAGUGCGGACAGAGCUUCAUCCUAGCGGCGCACCUGAAGAGACACCUGCGGAUCCACACCAACGAGAGACCCCACGUGUGCUCCUUCUGCGGGAAGAGCUUCCUGUGGCUCUGCUACUUCAAAGACCACCAGAAGAAGCACACGGGUGUGAAAGCUCACGUGUGCUCCGAGUGCGGCAGCGCCUUCACGAGAGCCAGCGAGCUGAAGAUGCACCAGAGGACACACACCGGAGAGAAGCCCUACACCUGCUCGUGCUGCGGGAAGAGCUUCGCCGAGUCUGGAAACCUGAAGAAACACCAGCGCGUUCACACCGGAGAGAAGCCCUACCAGUGUCCCUCAUGUGCUGCCAGCUUCAGUCAGUUCAGCCACUUACUGAGACACCUAAAACACCAGAGCUGUCCGAAGCUGACGCAGUUCCUCUUCAGGCCUCCGGGGGAGCAGUCCUCCUCAGCUCAAACACUCACCAUUCACCCGAAGGAGGAGCUUCUGCCACAAUAACACAUCAGACUGAGACAUUAAUAUUUAUAUGAGAAGACUAAGGUGAAGUUUGGGAGCAGAAUGAUUUUUUUAAGUUUUUUUUUUUUUUUUUUUACAGGAGUUUCUUCUUCUCAUCAGGGCUGCAUUUGAAUAAACGCUUUUCUUUUUCUUUUUUAUUUAUCAAAAAAUUCUGAAAUAAGUACCACAGUUUCCAAAGAAAUAUUUGUCAGCACAACCGUUGAUGAUUAUAAUAUUAAAUCAGUAUAUUAGAACGAUUUCUGAAGAUCAUGUGACACUUUAUACUGGAAUAAUUAUGCUGAAAAUACAGCUGCACAUCACAGAAAUAAAUUAUAUUUUAAAAGGUAUUAAAAUAGAAAACAUUAUUUUAUAUUGUAAUAACAUUUUGCAAGAUUACUAUUUUUUUCUGUAUUUUUAAUCAAAUAAAUGCAGCUUUGAUGAGCAGAAGAGACUUCUUUAAAAAACAUCACAAGUCUCACGGACUCCAGACUUUUGAGCGUUAGUGAACGUCCAGCUGACAAACUCUAUAAAAGAAAAAUAAUUGUAUUAAAAAUAAAACAUCUGUCGAUUACUGUAUCUUUUAUUAUAUCGUGUUUUGUCUAAACAGAAGCUGACAUAUCAAACAUCAUCUGAGUGUAAUGUUUAAAAGCAUUUCUUCAGAGUGAAGAUGAAUAGAUGAGAGUUGUUUUCUGUGCAAGAAGAGAAGUUUGGAGCAACGUUGGACACUUCAAAAAAAUAAAAGCUUCAGUGCAUCGCUCUGAACAAAAGACUUAAUAAAAGUGCAAUGCUUGUUCACCUUCAGAAA
This is a messenger RNA of Carassius auratus (goldfish), 2123 nucleotides long. RefSeq names its product oocyte zinc finger protein XlCOF26-like. Gene Ontology annotation, molecular function: RNA polymerase II cis-regulatory region sequence-specific DNA binding; DNA-binding transcription factor activity. NCBI's taxonomy places the organism in Eukaryota, Metazoa, Chordata, Actinopteri, Cypriniformes, Cyprinidae. The record is from RefSeq and is a predicted model, not a curated record. Gene Ontology annotation, biological process: regulation of transcription by RNA polymerase II. The transcript has 3 exons. The coding region runs from base 281 to 1321 and encodes 346 amino acids.